AUGGACCAACCACUCCAAUAUAUAGGACCCCCACCAUCGGUAGCGGAAGAAAGGCUCUUCGGAGGCCUCAAGGGUGACCUACAAGUUGCGGCGCGGGAUCUUGAGGACAUGGCGGCCACGGUUGAGGAUGCCGGACAGCACCGACCGGACCGGGAGCCGUGGCUGAUCCACACGGGAUUCCCGACCCACCUUCGGGGGCUCCAGGACGUGGAGAUUUGGUCGUCCUAUAAGCUGCCUAAAAAGGAAAACAUUCUGCUGUAUGACCGGCCACGAGUGGACGAGGGAAUACGUACCCUCGGCGCCGGCUACGAGAACAACGACAAUGCGGGAGAUGAACAGGACGAAGAAUGCGACCUCAGGCGCAUACUGGCCGCGGCAGAUGCCUUGUUUAGAAGUGCGUAUAUGUGGGUAUCGGAUAGGUCACCAACGCAAAAGAUGACACAACAACGCGCCCAGAUACUCAGCGACUUUGCGUGGGGUGUUGGCAAAAAGGGCAAGGACACGGCCUUCCGCCGCUUCAAGAACCCGUCGUCAUUAACGGACUACUUCAGAACGAUGAAACAGCUGCUGGUCUACUACUACAGAGUGAUUUACUGCGAAGGCGGUCACUUCGCUCGGCCUCGGGAAGAAGUCUAG
This is a messenger RNA of Metarhizium acridum CQMa 102, 636 nucleotides long. The record is from RefSeq and is a predicted model, not a curated record. NCBI's taxonomy places the organism in Eukaryota, Fungi, Ascomycota, Sordariomycetes, Hypocreales, Clavicipitaceae.